AUGGGUCCUAAUGAAACAUGCAACGUCAAGUUCUUUGGCCUCUUUAACAGCCUGACCGCUUAUCCCACCUCUGAGGUAUUCAGGGAUUUCCGAGGAGGCGAAUCUGGUCUCAAAACGGAGGGUCAUGAUCCAAAGGAACCAGAGCAGUUGAGGAAACUGUUUAUUGAUGGUCUGAGCUUCGAAACUACAGAUGAUAGUUUGAGAGAACAUUUUGAGAAAUGGGACACACAGACAGAUUGUGUGGUAAUGAGAGACCCCCAGACAAAACCUUCCAGGGGGUUUGGUUUUGUGACUCACUCUUGUGUUGAAGGGGUGGAUGCAGCAAUGUGUGCUCGACCACACAAGGUUGAUGGGCGUGUUGUGGAACCAAAGAGAGCUGUUUCUAGAGAGGAUUCGGUAAAGCCUGGUGCCCAUCUAACAGUGAAGAAAACUUUUGUUGGUGGUAUUAAAGAAGAUACAGAGGAAUAUAAUUUGAGAGACUACUUUGAAAAGUAUGGCAAGAUUGAAACCAUAGAAGUUAUGGAAGACAGGCAGAGUGGUAAAAAAAGAGGAUUUGCUUUUGUAACUUUUGAUGAUCAUGAUACAGUUGAUAAACUUGUUGUUCCAAAAUACCACAGUAUUAAUGGGCAUGGUUGUGAAGUGAAAAGAGCCCUUUCUAAACAAAAGGUGCAGUCUGCUGCUGGAUCACUGAGAGGCCGUGGAGGUGGAUCUGUCAACUUUAUGGGUCGUGGAGGAAACUUUCGAGGUGGUGGAGGUAAUUUUGGCCGUGGAGGAAACUUUGGUGGAAGAGGAGGUUAUGGUGGUGGUGGUGGUGGUGGUGGCAGCAGAGGAAGUUAUGGAGGAGGUGAUGGUGGCAACUAUGGUGGUGGUCCUGGUUACAGUAGCAGGGGAGGCUAUGGUGGUGGUGGACCAGGAUAUGGAAACCAAGGUGGUGGAUGUGGUGGUGGAGGAGGAUAUGAUGGUUACAAUGAAGGAGGAAAUUUUGGAGGCAACUAUGGUGGUGGUGGAAACUACAAUGAUUUUGGAAAUUAUAAUGGACAACAGCAAUCAAAUUAUGGGCCCAUGAAAGGGGACAGUUUUGGUGGGAGAAGCUCAGGCAGUCCCUAUGGUGGUGGUAAUGGAUCUGGUGGUGAAAAUGGUGGAUAUGGUAGCAGAAGGUUUUAAAAACAGCAGAAAAGGGCUACAGUUCUUAGCAGGAGAGAGAGCAAGGAGUUGUCAGGAAAGCUGCAGGUUACUUUGAGACAGUCAUCCCAAAUGCAUUAGAGGAACUGUAAAAAUCUGCCACAGGAGGAACGAUGAUCCAUAGUCAGAAAAGUUACUGCAGCUUAAACAGGAAACCCUUCUUGUUCAGAACUGU
Ochotona curzoniae (black-lipped pika) is the source of this 1357-nucleotide messenger RNA. RefSeq names its product heterogeneous nuclear ribonucleoprotein A3-like. NCBI's taxonomy places the organism in Eukaryota, Metazoa, Chordata, Mammalia, Lagomorpha, Ochotonidae. Gene Ontology annotation, molecular function: RNA binding. The record is from RefSeq and is a predicted model, not a curated record.